This is a messenger RNA of Syngnathoides biaculeatus (alligator pipefish), 4905 nucleotides long. RefSeq names its product estrogen-related receptor beta (gene esrrb). Gene Ontology annotation, biological process: regulation of DNA-templated transcription. Lineage: Eukaryota; Metazoa; Chordata; Actinopteri; Syngnathiformes; Syngnathidae. Gene Ontology annotation, cellular component: nucleus. The record is from RefSeq and is a predicted model, not a curated record. The coding region runs from base 1076 to 2386 and encodes 436 amino acids. The transcript is spliced from 14 exons. Gene Ontology annotation, molecular function: sequence-specific DNA binding; nuclear steroid receptor activity; zinc ion binding.
UAAGCAUCAGAGUCCGGCUGAGAAGAAGCUCCUCAAAAGUGCUGGCGAAAAUCUCAGUCGGCUUCGAUAGUGUCGGAUGUCGACUGCCGCCGCCAACCACUCCCCCGUCAGGCUUCCAAGCUGGCCGAGACGGAUCUCCUGGCCUGGGUCAGACUCUUCAAAUGAGGCUGUUGGGGAUACAGUGGUGGACAAGAAGGACUCCGGACGAAUCCAUGCAACACAGAGACUACAGAUGAAGAGAAACAAGCAGUACCCGCAGUCCUGACACGGGCCUUUCCUUUCACCAACGAUGAAGGGCGGCAAGGUGAUGAUGAGCUGGGCGACUGGUUCGCUGAGGGCAUCUUGCAGUUGUCUCGUCACACGUUCGCUACCAGCUACCCAAUCACAAUCCCACAGAUGAGCAGCUGAGCACCUCUGCCCCUCCCCUCGCCCACCUUCCUGUAGCCGACACCGAGGCCGGCAUUCAAUUUAAAAUCAGUUGCCCUGCCCUGCUCCCACAUACAUGAAGAGGACCAGGAGGGGGCUUCUCAGUAAGACACCCUAACGUCACUGAGAUGAGAACGAGGGAUGCAGUCCCAGUCACAUAAUCAGUGGCCAGGAAGAGGGGGAAAUGGCGUCCACGCAGCCUGUCAAUUGCCCUGUUACAGUUAAGGAAUUCAGCAGGCUGCAAUCACCUGACAAAGGCACCUAGGAGGCGAGUGAAUGAGUGAUGCCUGCUCUGUCUGCGCCGCUACCGCGGCGGCUCCUCGCGUCCACCCGUGGGUGCAACCCUGAUGAGGAAGAGGAGAGAUUAUGCUGUCAUGAACUCUGUUUGAACCCCCUGUCUCUUUGACCUCUGGGGUCACAGGCGGUGGACGCGUGCCGGAGGCGGGGUUGCCAGCGAGGUUCCAGUGCGCGACUGCCAUACGGGACGUCGUGGAAAAAAACAGCCAUCGUACCACGCGGCGAAACAACCUGAGUCCCACCACCGCCACUGGAACCUCCAGAGGCGGAGAGAGACCCGACAACAUCACUUGCCUGGCGGUACAGCUGUCUCCUAGGGCAGCGACAUGACGUAGAAAGGCUGCUGAAUAGAAUGGCCGCUGAUGACCGGCACCUACCCUCCAGCUGCGGGUCCUACAUUAAAACAGAGCCAUCCAGUCCAUCCUCGGUCAUUGACACGGUCAGCCACCACAGUCCCAGCGGCAAUUCUGACGCUAGCGGUGGCUAUGUCAGCACCAUGAACAGCCACUCCAAUGGCUUGGACUCACCGCCCAUGUUCACCCCCGGCGGGCUCGGAGCAGGCGCCUGCCGCAAGCGCUAUGAUGACUGCUCCAGCACCAUCAUGGAGGACUCGUCCAUAAAGUGCGAAUACAUGUUGAACUCCCUCCCCAAGAGGCUGUGCCUGGUCUGUGGAGAUAUAGCUUCGGGGUAUCACUAUGGUGUGGCCUCUUGUGAGGCCUGCAAAGCCUUUUUUAAAAGGACAAUACAAGGCAACAUUGAAUACAGCUGUCCUGCCACAAAUGAGUGUGAGAUCACGAAACGGAGACGCAAAUCAUGUCAGGCUUGUCGCUUCAUGAAAUGCCUCAAAGUGGGGAUGCUGAAAGAAGGUAAGAAGAGGGUUCGCUUGGAUCGAGUUCGAGGGGGCAGACAGAAAUACAAGAGGAGGUUGGACACUGAAAACAACCCCUACUUGGGCUUGGCGCUCCCCCCUCCUACAAAAAAGCCUCUCACAAAGAUAGUAUCUCACUUGCUGGUGGCAGAGCCAGAGAAGAUCUACGCCAUGCCUGACCCGACCAUGCCGGAGAGUGACAUAAAGGCUCUUACCACACUGUGCGACCUGGCUGACCGUGAACUGGUCGUCAUCAUUGGGUGGGCCAAGCACAUCCCAGGCUUUUCCACGUUGUCUCUGGGCGACCAGAUGAGUCUGCUGCAGAGCGCCUGGAUGGAGAUCCUCAUCCUCAGCAUCGUGUUCCGCUCGCUGCCCUACGAGGACGAGCUGGUAUACGCCGAGGACUACAUCAUGGACGAGGAGCACUCGCGGCUGACGGGGCUGCUUGACCUCUACGUGUCCAUCCUGCAGCUGGUCCGCAAAUGCAAGAAGCUCAAGGUGGAGAAGGAGGAGUUUGUCACCCUCAAGGCCAUUGCUCUCGCCAACUCAGACUCCAUGCACAUAGAGGACAUGGAGGCGGUCCAGAAGCUGCAGGACGCCCUGCACGAAGCCCUGCAGGACUACGAGAGCGGCCAGCACCCGGAGGACCCGCGGCGGGCGGGAAAACUGCUCAUGACCCUGCCACUGCUGCGGCAGACGGCCACCAAGGCCGUGCAGCACUUUUAUAGCAUCAAGGUGCAGGGCAAGGUGCCCAUGCACAAACUGUUCCUGGAGAUGCUGGAGGCCAAGGUCUGAUUCUUGGAGCUGCUUUUAGUGCUGCACACUCAGACUUUUUUGGAAGGAAGAUUUCUGGGGGUGCUCGGGAUUGAGGGGGGGGGGGACACCUCAGCACGCAGACUGGCUGACCUCCUUCCUUCCUCCCCUCCUUCUGCAACACUGGGACGCCAUCUUAAAAAAAAUAAAAGGAAGAAAAAAAAAAAAGAACCAGAGCAAACUUGGUUAUUAAUAUAAAUAUAAGAAUGAUGAAGAAUAAUUUAAAAUAUAUAAGAAAUACUAUGUACAGUAAUAAUUUCUUUUGUGAAUUGUUGUUGCUCAUGCUCCCAGAUGCCCCCUCAGCAUCUUCAGAAAAAUAGAUGCCAGUAACAAGAAAAAUGAUUUUGCUCAUUGAAAUCAUUCUGACGACAGCAGAGGUGUCAACAACAACAACACUCACUGUGUUUGUCUGGGACAUGUACAAUAUAUAUUUAUUACUAGGAGACUGAGUGUACAGUUUAAAGUCUGUUGAUACUGGUGGCCAUUUUCUCUCACCCUCCGCCUGCAGGGAGGGGAGGGAGGGAAAGAAAAAAAAAAGAACUGCUUAAAAUGUGAACUGUUAACAGUUCAAAUGUCCUCGGGACAUAACAGUACAGUACCUCUCAAGAAUAGUUUUGAUCUGACGUGUCUCAGAAUGGAAGGCUUGUUUAACCAAACUAGCAUAGGCAGUUACACUAGUAGGUAGUCUUCUUCUGUAGUGACUCAGCAAUAAACGACGGUGUGGGAACCUUCAUCUUUCGUGUGCUACCAUUCGAUUGCUGUUGCCCCAAGGCCGCGCCCGCUCACUUAGUCCCGUUCAACGGUUAGCACGUGCGGCGGUCCCCCCCCCACCCUCCUCCUCGUGUCAGCCGCCGAGCCCCGAACGCGUCCUUUACAAACCCGUGAAAAAUGGGCCGAGCUAACCGAAGUCCGUAGGUGAAAGCCGAUCGUCGGUAUCGAAGGCUUUCUGCAGAGUGGCGCCGGUCCAGGAGAUUCCCGUGUUCAAACAAUCAGAGGCCCAUAUGUCAGAGUGCUCUAUUUUGGAACCCUUUAAGCUCGUGGCAGAGUCAUCCCACUCACUGAGGAGCAAGGUGGCCAGCAUCUGCUCUCACCAUCGUAGACACCUCCUGUCUUUAAAUAGCCGCGUCGGCAUUUAUAGAGGCCGGACCGCACCAAGGUAAACGGCAGGUGCAGAGGCACUUCGCACCAGGUUUAUAUUUAAGCUCGCACGAGGUCGUCGUCUGCGUGACGGCGGGCACGUGGGCCGCUGUUUGACCCCCGCCGUCGACACGGCCGAGCGAGGGCGGGAUGGCCGAGCUAUGCAAGAAACAAAGUGUCGGCAUACGCCCGAGGGUAACAGCCAGCCAACAAUGUGCCACUACAAGGUGUGAACCCUGCUGGGAGAAGGAGAUCUGAGGCUCCCUUUAGUUUCACGUCCGUCACGCCAUCCGUGAUCUCCAGUCCUGUCCAGUCCAGCUCAAUUGUGCGCGUUUAUACUCCUGAAGGUUUUUUUUUUUUGUUACGUGAUAAACGGGCGGCGCUGUCACCAAAAUACGAUACUGUGAUCAAAGGAGUAGAGGCGGCCACCGUCGAGCUCGCGAUAGCGAUGGCCAGCAAUUUUCCAGGUUUCACAGUACCAGGCCCUCCUUGCCAAUCGACCCCACCCCCACCCCUUCCCCACCAAGUCCAUUGUAGCGUAACACUGUAAGUCCAAGCGCUGUUGUGAAAUACAACAAGGACCACUUCUGGAUGAUAUCGUCACAAAAUUUCUAUUGCUAAUAAAUAACAUCCUGAAUCCCUCUCGUCAAUCACAUAUAAUCUGUUUUAAGAAGAUUAAGAAAUGUAUUUACUUUGCUCCACUGUCAAGAAACCUGUGGUCAUUUAAAUAAAACUGCAUUAUACAGGAAAUGUUUUUUUUUUUUUUUAAAGAAAUCCUUUGUAGUGGAUAAUGAUUACCAAACAAAAAAGGUUCCCUUUUUAUUUAUUUUUGCCCACCUUGUAAUGCAGCACUGUUUAACGUCAAAAUGUCUUACAGUACGAGCUAAGUGUGUAAAUAUAUCAGCCUUCAUUGCAGUAGGUUGCCGAAGUACCAUUGAAAAUAAAAGUAUGCAGCGUCCUGCUGACUACUACCUCAUUAUCAUAUGUCAAUAUUUCUCUGACUCAGCACCCUUUGAUCAUCUUUACAUGUCUGUGACCUAACCUGAGCCAUCCAUGUUUUUCUUUUUGUUUUUUGUUUUGAUUUUUUAAUCUUCCCUCAGCGCUCCUGCCAAAUAUAUUUGGAACUGUAAUUGAUGACCGUCCCAUUCAUUGUUCACUGAUCUGUUUGUAAAGGUAACGCAUGCUUCACGUUGACUCACAUAACUUUACCGUCAACCCCCCCUACACUUACCUCCCCCCCUUAUCCAUGGUGGUUACAAAGCGGGUACGUGUGUUUCUUUUGUUCCCGUUUCCUUUGAACAGUGUAUCACAAUUGGUCUCUCAGUGAUGGACUCCAGACAGGGGGGGACAGGUGACUUACUCCC